Messenger RNA from Nicotiana tabacum (common tobacco), 2533 nucleotides. Its product is annotated as auxin efflux carrier component 2. Lineage: Eukaryota; Viridiplantae; Streptophyta; Magnoliopsida; Solanales; Solanaceae. Gene Ontology annotation, molecular function: auxin efflux transmembrane transporter activity. Gene Ontology annotation, biological process: auxin polar transport; auxin export across the plasma membrane. Gene Ontology annotation, cellular component: endoplasmic reticulum; plasma membrane. The record is from RefSeq and is a predicted model, not a curated record.
AAUACUUAGUCAACGUUUGCAUUGAUUUUCGAUUGCAACAAUCCCAUGAAGAGGAAGAUUAAGUGAAGACUCAUUUAAUAAGAUUCUCUCUCUAUUUCGAGCAGUUAAUUAAUUCAUUAAUUAGUCUAUAUCCCAACCUUCUUGACCAUCUAUUCAUUUCAUCUCUCUUAUAUCUUUUAUGUCACUUUCAUAUAUCCCUUUUCUUCUUUCUUUCUCUAUCUUAGUUUGAGAUUAAUUUUUGCUAGUAGCCAUGAUUAAUGGGAAAGACAUAUAUGAUGUUCUUGCUGCAAUUAUACCAUUAUAUGUUGCUAUGAUCUUAGCUUAUGGCUCAGUCCGUUGGUGGAAAAUCUUUACACCAGAUCAAUGCUCUGGAAUUAAUCGAUUCGUGGCGGUUUUCGCCGUUCCAUUGCUUGGUUUUCACUUCAUUUCUACCAAUGAUCCUUAUGCUAUGAACUACCAUUUCAUUGCUGCUGAUUCACUUCAAAAAGUUGUGAUUCUUAGCGCACUUUUUGUAUGGCAAGCCGUGACCAAAAAUGGAAGUUUAGAAUGGAUGAUCACACUUUUUUCCUUGUCAACUUUACCAAAUACUUUAGUUAUGGGAAUUCCUUUGCUUAAAGCUAUGUACGGUGAUUUCUCAGGAAAUCUUAUGGUUCAAAUUGUGGUUAUGCAAAGUGUAAUUUGGUAUACACUUAUGCUUUUUAUGUUUGAGUAUAGAGGUGCUAAGUUAUUAAUUGGUGAACAAUUUCCUGAAACAGCUGCUUCUAUAACUUCAUUUCGUGUUGAAUCAGAUGUUGUUUCACUUAAUGGUCGUGAACCAUUACAAGCUGAUGCUGAAAUAGGAGAUGAUGGGAAAUUGCAUGUUAUUGUUAGAAGAUCUUCUGCUUCUUCUAUUAUUUCAUCAUAUAACAAGUCACAUUUACCGUCAAAUAAUAUGACUCCAAGAGCUUCGAAUUUAACUGGUGUUGAGAUUUAUUCUGUUCAAUCGUCUCGAGGUCCGACCCCGAGGGCAUCUAGUUUUAAUCAGACUGAUUUUUAUGCUAUGUUUGCUAGUAAAACAGCAAGUCCAAAACAUGGUUAUACAAAUAGUUUUGGUGGAGAUGUGUUUUCUUUGCAAUCAUCUAAAGGUCCAACUCCAAGAACUUCAAAUUUUGAAGAGGACAUGUUGAAGAACAAGAAGAUUAGGGGAGGUAGGAGUAUGAGCGGGGAGUUAUUCAAUAGUGCUAGUACUGCUUCUGCUAAUGGAUUAGGAGCACCACCUUUAUAUCCACCACCAAAUCCAAUGUUUGCUGGGCAAAGGAAAAAGGAAGUGGGAAGUGGGAGUGGGGUGCCUGUGCCAAUGCCGAUGCCGAAUAAUAACAAUAACAAUAAUAAUAAUAAUAAUAAUAAUAAUAAUAAUAAUAAUAAUAAUAAUAAUAAUAAUAAUAAUAAUAAAGAACUUCAUAUGUUUGUUUGGAGUUCAAGUGCAUCUCCUACAUCUGAAGGUAAUCAUAGAAAUGCAGUUAACAAAUCUGGAUCAACUGAACUUGGGAUUCUUGAUGCAUCUAAGGCUGUUCUUCAACAAGAGAUAGCUGCAGCUAGAGAGAAUGCAAGUCCAGUAGGGAAAUCAAUUGGAGAUAAAGAAAUAGAGAUUGAGGAAGGUUCCAAGUAUUCAGGAAAUGGCUCUCCUUUCCCUGGGCAGAAGAAAAUGGACAUGGAAUUAGAAGGAGAGAAGAAACAACAGAUGCCUCCUGCUAGUGUUAUGACAAGGCUUAUACUUAUUAUGGUGUGGAGGAAAUUGAUAAGAAAUCCAAACACAUAUUCAAGUUUGUUAGGUCUCAUUUGGUCUCUGGUCUCAUUCAGAUGGAAUAUUCAAAUGCCUUCCAUAGUGAAAGGAUCAAUCUCAAUUCUAUCAGAUGCUGGUCUUGGAAUGGCUAUGUUCAGUCUAGGUUUGUUCAUGGCUUUACAACCAAAGAUCAUAGCCUGUGGGAAAUCUGUUGCCACAUUUUCAAUGGCAGUAAGGUUCUUAACAGGACCUGCAGUCAUUGCAGCUACUUCAAUCGCUAUUGGUCUUCGCGGUGUAUUACUACAUGUUGCCAUUGUUCAGGCUGCUCUUCCCCAAGGCAUUGUUCCCUUUGUGUUUGCAAAAGAAUACAACGUCCACCCUGACAUCCUUAGCACUGCGGUUAUAUUUGGAAUGCUAGUUGCCUUGCCCAUUACAAUACUCUAUUACGUGCUUCUUGGGCUUUAAGUUUUUGGUGAAGACAUGGGGAACAGAGACAGACAAGUUUAAUGAAUCCAAGAAAUAAUUAAGGCAAUGGAUUCAGGGAAGAAAGACAACAGGAAACAACUAUGUGCCCCCCUGCAUGUGACUAUUGGGACUUAUUCUUAUACAAAAACUGCAUUAAUUUAUUUUAAUUCUUUUUUUUUUCAUUUUAUAGUUGUAAUUUAAUUGUUGUUACCAUAGUUAGCUUAGGAAGAGGAACUGGUCAAUAGUAGAAUUAUUGAUGUAUUAUUACUUCAUUUACUAAUAUCAAAGUUUUAGUUUAGAUCUAAA